AUGAGUCAAGAAGAUUGGACAUCUCAACUAAAAAAACCCACAAAGGAUACGAGACCUCAAACAGAUGAUGUUUUGAAUACGAAAGGUAAUACUUUUGAAGAUUUUUUCUUAAAAAGAGAGCUACUAAUGGGUAUAUUUGAAGCAGGUUUUGAAAAACCAUCCCCAAUUCAAGAAGAAUCAAUUCCAGUAGCACUUGCAGGGAGAGAUAUUCUAGCCAGAGCUAAGAAUGGUACUGGUAAAACUGCAGCAUUUGUUAUUCCAACAUUAGAAAAAGUGAAACCAAAGAUUAAUAAAAUUCAAGCAUUGAUCAUGGUUCCAACAAGAGAAUUAGCAUUACAAACUUCUCAGGUGGUGCGUACUUUAGGUAAGCAUUGUGGAGUCUCCUGUAUGGUUACCACUGGUGGUACCAACUUGAGAGAUGAUAUCUUGAGAUUAAACGAAACUGUUCACGUUCUUGUAGGGACUCCAGGUAGAGUAUUGGAUUUAGCAUCAAGAAAAGUGGCAGAUUUAAGCGAAUGUUCACUAUUCGUUAUGGAUGAAGCUGAUAAAAUGCUUUCGCGUGAUUUCAAAACUAUCAUCGAACAAAUCUUAAUCUUUCUACCACCACAACAUCAGUCACUUUUGUUUAGUGCAACUUUCCCUAUAACGGUUAAGGAAUUUAUGGUUAAGCAUUUACACAAACCUUAUGAAAUUAAUUUGAUGGAGGAAUUAACUUUAAAGGGUAUUACCCAAUAUUACGCCUUUGUGGAAGAAAGGCAAAAAUUACAUUGUUUGAAUACACUUUUCUCCAAAUUACAAGUUAAUCAAGCCAUUAUCUUUUGUAAUUCGACAAACCGUGUCGAAUUGUUAGCCAAAAAGAUCACAGAUUUAGGUUAUUCAUGCUAUUAUUCUCAUGCUAGAAUGAGGCAACAAGAGAGAAAUAAAGUUUUCCACGAAUUCCGUCAAGGUAAAGUGCGUACCCUGGUAUGCUCUGAUCUUUUAACUCGUGGUAUUGAUAUCCAAGCCGUCAAUGUUGUUAUUAAUUUUGAUUUCCCCAAGACAGCAGAAACUUACCUGCAUCGUAUCGGUAGAUCAGGUAGAUUCGGUCAUUUAGGUCUUGCAAUCAAUCUAAUUAAUUGGAAUGAUCGUUUCAACCUUUACAAAAUUGAACAAGAAUUGGGCACAGAAAUUGCCGCUAUUCCUGCCACUAUUGAUAAAUCCUUAUACGUUGCCGAAGAUGUAUCCACAGUGCCAACACCAUUCCCAUUACAACAACAAUCGUUACCACAACAGCAACAUCAACAACAACCACAGCAACAACCACAGUACGGUUCACCAGCACAAAGCUUUACACCUCAAAGUUUUGCUCAGCAGCUAACACCACAAGGUUUAGCACCUCAAGGCUUGGCUGCCGCUCAAAAUUUAUCGCCUCAAGGUUUGGCUCCCCAGGGUUUGGCACCACAAGCUUUAUCACCACAAGCUCUAACCAAUGGGUUACCUCAAGGUAUCCCACAAGGUCUAGCGCAGGGCUUACCACAAGGUAUUAUGGCACAAGGUAUUCCCCCAAACUUUGCUGCUCCACCACACUAUUGA
This is a messenger RNA of Zygosaccharomyces rouxii, 1572 nucleotides long. It is a transcript of the gene DHH1, whose product is annotated as DExD/H-box ATP-dependent RNA helicase DHH1. Gene Ontology annotation, molecular function: ATP binding; mRNA binding; RNA helicase activity. The record is from RefSeq and is a predicted model, not a curated record. NCBI's taxonomy places the organism in Eukaryota, Fungi, Ascomycota, Saccharomycetes, Saccharomycetales, Saccharomycetaceae. Gene Ontology annotation, biological process: cytoplasmic stress granule assembly; P-body assembly. Gene Ontology annotation, cellular component: P-body; cytoplasmic stress granule. The coding region runs from base 1 to 1572 and encodes 523 amino acids. The transcript has a single exon.